UCCUCCUCCGGCCAACAAUCCUCCUCCAGCCAACACUCCUCCUCCCACUCCUCCGGCCAACACUCCUCCUCCCACUCCUCCGGCAAACACUCCACCACCCUCACCUCCAGCCAACACUCCUCCCCCCUCUCCUCCGGCCAACACUCCUCCACCUUCUCCUCCUGCCAACACUCCUCCACCUUCUCCUCCUGCCAACACUCCUCCACCCACUCCUCCUUCCAACACUCCUCCACCUUCUCCUCCGGCCAACACUCCCCCACCUUCUCCUCCGGCCAACACUCCCCACCCUCCCCUCCGGCAACUCCACCCCCAGUUGCAACUCCUCCACCAGCAUCUCCACCACCGCCGGCAACCCCACCACCAACUCCAGUCCCAGCUAAAUCACCACCUUCACCAGCACCAGCACCGGCUCCUUCAUCCAAGUCACCAGCACCAUCUCCGGCAUCCGUAGGUACACCGGCAUCAUCUCCAUCACCAUCCGUCUCUUCUCCUUCAGUCUCACCAACAGUAGCGCCUACUUCCGCCGAUGGCUCAAACUCUUACGUGCAUGGCGUUUGCAUGGGCUUGCUUGCCUUCGCUGCUGGUGGACUUGCUCUCCUUCUUUAGAGAUUUAUGAUUUAUGAUUUAUGAUUUAUAUUAUAUAUAUUAUUAUGUACUAUUUGGUGGUUAUGAUCUUUUGGGUGAAUGUGUUUAGAUUUUUUUAGGUUGGUACUAGCACUACUUGUCUUAUUUCCUUGUUGUCAUUUUUAUUUUUUAUUUUUUAUUUGGGUUGUGUAUGGGUGGUGGGAUUUCAGAUUUUCUUUAUAUAUUACCAUCAUUUUGGAUUAGAGAAUAAAAGUGAGUUGAUUCUUGUUUGUGUCA
Messenger RNA from Dioscorea cayenensis subsp. rotundata (Guinea yam), 861 nucleotides. Its product is annotated as classical arabinogalactan protein 4-like. The record is from RefSeq and is a predicted model, not a curated record. Lineage: Eukaryota; Viridiplantae; Streptophyta; Magnoliopsida; Dioscoreales; Dioscoreaceae. The annotation marks the transcript as partial. The transcript has a single exon.